Messenger RNA from Actinia tenebrosa (Australian red waratah sea anemone), 1811 nucleotides. Its product is annotated as neuropeptide SIFamide receptor-like. The record is from RefSeq and is a predicted model, not a curated record. NCBI's taxonomy places the organism in Eukaryota, Metazoa, Cnidaria, Anthozoa, Actiniaria, Actiniidae.
GAGGGCCGUAAGUAAAUUAUAUAUGUUGUAGACUCGAGACUCUAGGUUGUCUUUAGGGGGCUAUAACAGUGGUAUAACUGUUUUAAUGUUUUAAUAAAUUAACAGGUCUCAAUCUUAUUCAUGGUCCGGAACCUUUAUUCACCUGUUAACAACAGACUUUUAAUUAGCUUAGAACGUCUAACGUGAACUAAUUAAAAUUAUGAUAUAAUUAAAAGCCAACUUGUUUAGGAAUUGCCUUUUCAUAAAUACACCCAAGUGUCUUGCUAAAGCUUUUUCUCCACUCAGACUUUCUUUCUUCGCGUUUCCAGAAAAAAAGGUACUGUUUUAAAAGUGCCACAUAACCAAACAAUUGUUAGAUUAAGAAGAGGUCAUUUCAAAAUCGAAGUUUUAUUUGAAAAUGCGCGAGAUCAGGAACUUAUCUGUGAAGAUGCUGACGCUAAACUUUUCAACUGCGGUUCCAGUUUUCAACCUUUCAAUAAACGCUUCUAAAGCAAACUCCUUGUGUUUUGAAGAUGCUUCUGUUGUCCGUGCACUCGCUUAUGUUAUCAUACUACUGGUAUCUCUGGCGGGAAACUCCAUGACCAUCGCAGUGGUCUUCAGAGGUAGGCUUCAUAUGAAGAAUGUCCAUUUGUUUCUGCUCAACAUGGCCAUAGCAGACUUGGUUGUCACAGUGGUGUAUAUGCCAAGAAUGGUGGUGAUGAUGUUGUAUGGUAACUCGUGGCUUGUUACAGGAACAUUUGGUCUGAUUCUAUGCCGAACUGUACCAUUCCUACAUCACAUGUCCAUCCUCGUGUCUGUGUUUACUAUUCUUGGAGCAACUUUGGAUCGGUUUUUCGCCAUGGUCUUCCCAUUACGCAAGAUCAUGACAAGCUGUGUUGGAAAAACAAUCGUGGUUUGUAUCUGGCUCGUCGCUGGAAUUCUUCGUUUGCCGUAUGCCAUCUCAGCCGUGUUGAAAAACAAUGGCUACUACUUUUCUUGCUCGGGAAAUCUCAAACGAAUCUUUGGGAAACACACAGAGCUUUACCACAGCGUUUUGCUUGCAAUUUAUUGUACUCUUUUAGUAACAACGAUCGUUCUUUAUUCUGUAACAAUAUUGAAACUGAAAGGAAAUGAUCCACCAGUACUUUGUAAUGAUGCAGCACGUGCUAAAAGAGCACAAGCAUCCAAAAAGCUGCUGAACAUGUUGAUUGUAAUCCUAGUCUGUUUCAUAUUGUGUUGGUUUAUGUAUUUUUUUGCUUUGAGUAUCUUACCUCGACCGCUGUCUUGUGAAACAAUGUUUUUUCGCUUCUUCCUCGCACACAGCAACAGCGCACUAAACCCAUGUAUUUUGGCUGUUUUUGAUUUUCGCUACAGAAGAGGCUACAAAACAAUUCUUAACAAGAUUGCUCCUUGUUUUAAGGUUAUCGAGUACACAGAUAGUGUCCCCGAAGCUUCUGUGAGUACCAUUAAAACGCGUACUAAUUGCAGACUUGCAAAUUCCAGGGUGUAGUAUUUUAGUUUGAUCCGAUUCAGGCACAUCUUAAAAAUAAAAUUAUUAUUUUACUACGAAACUGAAAUCUACUAUUACAACUUGUACAUAAACGUAAUCACUAAUCAAUAAUGGUAACGUCUAUAGAUACGCUGUGAUUUGAUUGCUGAGUAAAUGGUUUGGUGAACCAAUAAGGUUUUUCCAUGCCUUAAUCAUUAUACAUUCAAAUAUCAGCACAUUUUACGAAAGUCGAAGAUUCUUUUAUCCUGAUAAUAGGUGCAUUUGAUGGACUUAAUCUACUCUGUUGCACCUAACAUUGUUAGUGUUUUUUUUUUCAAUUUUA